AUGGCCACGAGUCCCCCUCGCCACGUCUUUGCCCACAAAAGAAAUGUGCGACUUAUCAUUAAAGAAGACAUGCGCAUCGACUCUUUACAAGUUAUCGCCUCGUUACCCGAUUUUCAAGCUGACAUCACUGGCGUUGUACCUUUCUUUGGAGGGAAGUGCAUUGAUAUUACUUUACGCAACCACGAGGUCGCCGCAAGACUGGCCGCGAGUGGCUUUGAUUAUGGAGAUAUCCGAAAACCCCUGCACCUUCUCGGCGAAAAACUAAUACACACCUCUUGUUUUGUACCAGUGGAAUUCCCUGACAACGUGGUGGUGGAACUCUUAAAGCAAUACGGUGAGCUGAAAACCGAGAACCUUCGCCGCCUUUACUUUCAGGAGGAGGGGUUUUCCCAUAUUGAGCGUGGAAUCCGCGUGGCGGAAUUUGUUAAAAUCAACCGGGAUUUACCUCGUAGAAUAGUGACUCAAGGAGUUGAAAUCAAUUUUAAAUACACCCGACAAAUGAUUACGUGCUAUUGGUGUAAUUCCACCAAGCACGUUCGACAUUGCGACAUAAAUCAACGCCUAGCAGCAUCCGGGGGGAAAGCCAUCCCUGGUCCCCCUAUACCCAUGACGGAAACAGAGGAAACAACUAACGACGACAUGGACCAUGACACUGAGGAGACGAAUACGGAAUCUUCACAGAUGCAGCCUCCGAGUUACACGCAGGUCUCCAACCCAAACCAAGAGCUUUCACCUUUCUUUGCUUCGCGUGACCUCUUCGACACCUCUCCUUAA
Porites lobata is the source of this 774-nucleotide messenger RNA. NCBI's taxonomy places the organism in Eukaryota, Metazoa, Cnidaria, Anthozoa, Scleractinia, Poritidae. The record is from the annotation of a GenBank genome assembly.